AUGAAGGGGCUUUUGGUUCUUACUGCUCUUUUUGCGGCAGUGUUAGGCAAAACGACUUUCGAGGGAAAUCAGGUUCUUCGGAUCACCGCACAAGAUGCAGCACAGAUCACUCUCCUGAAAGAGCUCUCUGAACAGCAACAUCUUGGGCUGGACUUGUGGAUGGAGCCCGUUCAUGAGUCUCUGCCUGUGGAUGUACGUGUUCCUUUCAACAGUCUCCAGGCUGUCAGAGCUUUCCUGGCAUACAAUCACAUUCAGUAUCGUGUCAUGAUUGAGGACGUCCAGGAUUUGCUGGAUGAGGAACAACGUCAUAUGUUAAAAUCUCAUGUUGUUCUGAGAACUACAGAUGACUUCGACUAUGCGAACUACCAUGAGCUGAGUACUAUUAACUCAUUCAUGGAUAUGCUUGUGGCAGAAAACAACAAUCUGGUUAGCAAAAUCGUGAUUGGUCAGAGCUAUGAGGGCCGCCCCCUCAACAUCCUGAAGUUCAGCACUGGAGCAAACCAUCCUGGUAUCUGGAUUGACACUGGCAUCCACUCCAGAGAAUGGAUCACCCCCGCCAGUGGAAUUUGGUUUGCCAAAAAAAUUGUGAACGACUACGGACGUGACUCCGUCCUUACAGACAUCCUCAACAACUAUGACAUCUUCUUGGAAAUCGUCACCAACCCCGAUGGCUACCAGUACACCCACACCAGUAACCGUAUGUGGCGUAAAACUAGAAAGCCAAACCCUGGCUCCAGCUGUGUCGGAGUUGACCCCAACAGGAAUUGGGACACUGGUUUUGGAGGGCCGGGUGCAAGUGGCAAUCCCUGUGAUGAGACCUACCAUGGACCCAGUCCUAACUCUGAACCUGAGGUCAAAGCCAUUGUGGACUUUGUGAAAUCUCACGGCAACCUGAAGACCUUUUUGUCCAUUCACAGCUAUUCCCAAAUGCUCCUCUACCCAUACGGAUACAAGUCCACUCCUGCCAAAGACCAGGCAGAACUGCAUGAGCUUGCCAGAAAGGCUACCGCUGAACUGCAGUCUUUACAUAACACUCGCUACACUUACGGCAGCAUCAUUACCACCAUCUAUCAAGCUGAUGGAGUCACCAUUGACUGGACCUACGACCAGGGCAUCAAGUACUCCUACACCUUUGAGCUGAGAGACACCGGUCGCUAUGGUUUCAUUCUGCCUGCAGAUCAGAUCAUAUCCACUGCUGAAGAGACCUGGCUUGCUCUGACGGUUAUUAUGGAGCACACCAAAAAUAAUCCAUAUUAA
Molecule: messenger RNA, 1257 nt
Organism: Triplophysa rosa
Lineage: Eukaryota; Metazoa; Chordata; Actinopteri; Cypriniformes; Nemacheilidae
Product: carboxypeptidase A1-like
Exons: 11
Coding region: 1-1257 (418 amino acids)
Biological process (GO): proteolysis
Molecular function (GO): metallocarboxypeptidase activity; zinc ion binding
Source: RefSeq, a predicted model, not a curated record